AUGCGUGUGGCCAAACAGGAGCGCAGUCUUGUUGUAGAGCGGGACGAAAAGCCACGGAAACAGAGAAAGCGAGCCCUAGUCGCAUGCAAUCGAUGCCGGAAGAGAAAAAUCAAGUGUAACGGUGAUCUAAACACUGGCCUGGCUUGCUCCAGCUGCCGCAGUGUUGGAGCUACUGAAUGCCAAUACAUCCGAGUCAACUCUUUGGCUCCCGAAGACGCUGCUAGAGAGGCAGCUAGACUCUAUGCAAACAAGGGCCAGGGAAGGUCAAUCCUCAUGGGCUCCCCUCAAAUGCGAGCCCCAUACCAGCGAGAAGAUUAUGAACUGGAUGUCCAGUCCAACUUCUCACGACAUGUCGGCAUGGACCACUCCUAUGAUGACCAGUCAGGCUACCACGGCCAGGCAUCACCAGGGUACAUGCUGUCUAACACCCAGGGAGCAAUGCUCGACUAUGGUACCGCAUGGAGCAACCGGGCCUGGGACCUCCACGGCAGACCCAACGGCGAGUUCUUCGAAGAACAAAGCACCAACAUGAACCAUGCAUACGGCUUCGUCCUUCCAGGCCAAGCCAUGUCAACUGAAAUGCCUCAUUCAACAGGAGCAAUGACAGCCUACACAGACGCUGUAGACCGCACCCUCCCAACACCCCCAACCUGUCGAAGCCAACCCCAGCAAAACAUCAGCCUCUCCACCCUCCCAGACGGCCUCUCGGGCAUGUCCCUAGCCGCUGAUUCAAAGGGCUGGAACUCACGGUACGCAACCGGACCAGACGGGCGGGCAGUGGCCAUGCCCGCCGUCUCAAGCAACGGUCUCUGCAACAACAGCCCCUCAGCCCCAGCACGCAUCAAAUCAACCGACUCGGACGAUGGAACACCAGACCUCGUCUUCGGAUAUAUCCCCAUGUCCACCACAGAAGAUCCCUCUCCACUCCCCGCAGCCACAUCCUCAUCCAUGGCCACCUCCGCUGCAAACCCACCUUACCCAGCCCUGGACACGAUAGAGAACACUCUCGUGGGCGAGUACAACACAUCGGGACGCAAUUUUUCUCGCAAUAGCAACGCGGGGCAGCGCCUGCACACGCUGACUUCUGAUUGUUCUCCUGAUGUGUAUGGAUAUGCGAGCAGUGAGCACAGAAAGUCGAGGGGCAUUGUCGAGGGUGAUGUGCGUUGCUCGGCACCGACGCUCGUUAAUGGCUUGCCCUAUACGCGUGUUCGACAUGCGGACUCGGCGGUUGGGCUGCCGUAUGGUUUAUUGGCUGAUGGCUUGUCGGAUUAUGGGCGGUCGGUUGAUCUUCAUCGGUCUGCUAUUUCACCGUUGGGUCAUCAGGGGGCGUAUUGA
Messenger RNA from Penicillium crustosum, 1335 nucleotides. RefSeq lists its product as uncharacterized. NCBI's taxonomy places the organism in Eukaryota, Fungi, Ascomycota, Eurotiomycetes, Eurotiales, Aspergillaceae. The transcript has 3 exons. The record is from RefSeq and is a predicted model, not a curated record. The coding region runs from base 1 to 1335 and encodes 444 amino acids. Gene Ontology annotation, biological process: positive regulation of transcription from RNA polymerase II promoter by galactose. Gene Ontology annotation, molecular function: DNA-binding transcription factor activity, RNA polymerase II-specific; RNA polymerase II cis-regulatory region sequence-specific DNA binding; zinc ion binding. Gene Ontology annotation, cellular component: nucleus.